AGCUUGAAGGCAGUCAGUGCCUGAGUUCGGAAGUUCAACAAGAGAUUGUUGUGGGGGUUUAGUGCUGCGAUAUAUCAUGGUGGCAGAAGAAGCAAAAGAUAUGGUGGACCAAGGUAAAGAAUGCCCCAAGUAUUAUCGAUUGGAAGAUGUGCAAAAGCACAAUAACAGUAGAUCUACCUGGAUUAUUAUCCAUCAUAAAAUAUACGAUGUCACAAAAUUCUUAGAAGAGCACCCAGGUGGUGAGGAAGUCCUUAGAGAGCAAGCAGGGGGAGAUGCAACUGAAAGUUUUGAAGAUGUUGGCCAUUCCACAGACGCCAGGACAAUGUCAACCCAGUAUGUCAUAGGAGAACUCCAUCCCGAUGAUCAUGCAAAGCUUCAAAGACCUUCAGAGACCCUCAUCACGACUAUGGAAUCUACUUCUAGUUGGUGGGCCAAUUGGGUAAUUCCUGGAGUUGCAGCUGUCAUAGUGGCAUUUAUGUAUCAUCUAUAUAUGACCAGCGACUAAGUAUUUGAAGGACUAGAAGAGAAGGACUGGUAGAAGAACAUAUAGGGCAUAUACUACAGCAAGCACAUUGUUUUGCAUCUAUGAAAUAAAACUCUAAUUAGGUUACUGAAUCAAUUUACUUUUUUAAUAAAUGUUUUCUAAUCAUUUAUAUUUGUGUGAUACAAUGCUUGCUAAUGUUAUGGUUUUUUUUUUAAUGUCUCUUAAUGAUGGAUAUAUUUCAAUAUUUUUGACUAGAUAUCUUUUGUCUCAGUCCUUUUUGUCAAGUGUGUAGUAGUAGUAGUCGUAUAAAGGAUCCUUUCUGCAUUUUUUUACCCAUGAUCCUGUUGGCCAUUCAGUUAGAAAUUCUGUAAGUUUUCAGGAUGAAGUCAACUGUUCUUACUUUAAGGAGCAUACCAGAGUGGCUGGAGCAUAAAAGUGCAUCAUCCUCUGCCCUGCCCCAUUCCUGUUUACCUAUAAUAUAUGGGAUGCACAUGUUCUCUUUGGCCUUUGCAUGGUGUCAGUAUGCCAGGUUUAAAUGUUAAAAGGCAUGUGAAUCCCAAAAUCUAGUUUGUAGUCACUGAUAAUUAAGAUUGUUUUCUAAUGUCUCAUUUUAAAGUUCUGUAUAUAGUUCAUAAAUAAACAUGGAUCGCUUGAGUGUACCCUUGAUUAUUUGAUCACAAGAAUGGGUUACUGUAGGCGUUGGCUUCUUUGUAUGAAGUCACAGCACAUCAUUGCUUUCACCUUUGCCACUGCUUCAGCCCCUUGACUUGUCAGUAUUGAGAGACGUAGUCUUCAUCACUCAUUCAGUAGUUUUUGGCCGCUGAACUCUAUAUGGAAAAUUUCCUCCAUAUCCUGUAUGCUGUCAGCCAGUUAGUAGUUCUUCCAUUACUGUCUCUGUGAGUGUUAGAAGGCAGAUUAAUUUUUCUGUUGCUUUGCCCAUGGUAAGGAGAAUUUUUGCAUUUAUCAAACAGACCAUGUUUGAAUAGAUAGCCAUCUGUAGUUAUUUUCAGCAGUAAAAGGUUUAUGGGCAUUUGUCGUGCUGUGAGGAAACGUUACACCUGGGUGUGGCUGCUCCAUGUAUUUUUCAGAAAUGUGUCCGUGACAAACAUCUGUGUUGUACUCUUGAGGUCAUCUCUUAUCUUUACCACGGCAAGAAUUGUGUGUCCUGUGAAAGUGUUGCCUUUUUAUGGCAUUCUGUCCUGAAGUACUGUCUGCUUUUCAGGCCACUUUCACCUGCUUUGGAAUUGUUUUGAGACACUACUGGAGAUUCUACCCAGGAGUUUCAACUUUCUACAGAGGACCUGUUACAUUAAAAGGGCUAAGUUGCUCUUUAGCUGGGACUACUACAGUGAGUGCCAUUAUAUUCCUUCCCUGUUCCAUGCUUGAGAUGUUUCCACAUCAUCAUCCUUGGAGUAGGUACUUUUGUAAGGAAAAUUCAAGUUAUAGCGGGGCUUUUUUUGUUGUUUGUUUGUUUUUUUAGAUACACCUCUAUAUUUGAUUGGAUGCCAGAACUGUGGGACCUGGGAGCACACAUAACCCUUAUGCCUGGUGUUUAGGGAUACCUUGUGUAGUCCGAAAUGACUAUGUACACCUAGGAUUAUGUUAAUAGAACUUUCUGAGAAGGCACAGAAUGAUAUAAAACUCUAUUCCGCCCAUUGGAGUGUUUCUUUUUUGAAGUUAAACUAAGUACUUAAGUUUAUGUUACAGUUCACGCAUUUAAAAAAAAAUAAGAAAAGUUGUCAGCAUUGUUAAUUUACCUUUCUUUAUAAACUUUCUGCUGAAUGAAUAAAGUUGGACAAUCUACAGGCUAGUUUGCUAAGAACAUAAUGUAGUAGAUUCCAUCACUGGCUUAUUUACUGUUCAAACAUCUUUCUGUAAUUUAUAGAUGGUGUUUUCCUGAUUAUGAUUUAUUUAGUUUGGCUUACGAGCCAUUAGAGAAAUUAUAUUUACUAGACGUGGUGGAAAUGGUUUAAUGUGAGUGUACAUACUUGAUAGAGUUACAUACUUAAGAAACAUAUCAGUAUUUCAGGUUAUAUAUUUUGACUGAAUCCAUUUUUGACCCAUUCAUUAACUGUGUAACCUGAUAGUAUUUAUUGUAGUGUUCAGGCAUAUCAGAGAUGUUCUUAUCCUUAAUAUGUCCCAGUAUAUGUACAUUUUUCUUUUGUUGCAGAACUUUUCACUCUACAUUUCAUAGCUGCUAUGUUUAGUUAGGAAAGAAAAUUGUUCAUUCUUUUCAAGUUAAAAAUGGGGAACUUGGUAGCAGACAGUGACUCGCCAAAGAAGUCUUAUCAUUCCCUACCUACCGAGUGAGCAUAGAGAUCAUGUUCAGCCAUUUCCUUUUUUUUUUUCCCCCUUCACUUUUUAAUCCGAAUAUUAGGUUUUGUUUAUUUAAAAAUGCAUAUGUUUCCCUUUCUUGCCAAGAGUACACUAUUCCAAGGGACUUGUUCUUCACUACAGUGCAGCUAUUGUUGUACACUCAGGGGUGAUUAUUUUCCAUUCUGCCAUUAGUGGUAAAGGUUAGCUAUUCGGCAGCUGAGUCUGUCCGCUGGUAGAUUGUUAAUUUCUCACAGGAAGAGACCCAACUGUACUAAUAAGCAAGUAGCUGAGUUAAAAGAAAAAACAGUUUCAGUUAUUUAUUUUACAAAAUAAAACUUGAUCCUAAAAAUAAGUGAUCUUCACAUAAGUCAACUGUUUAAACUAAUCCAGCUGAAAUACAUUCAGCCUUUUAGCAAGUUAUUGAAUGGACAGUUGUUGCAAGUUUUCAGAUCUAAAUAAGACUUUAAGCUUUUUAGCUGUAAGACAUGGACAGAAACUUAACAAAAAAGUGAACUGUGAUUCAUUCAUAUCACUAGAAAGUGAAAAACGUGGUAUAGAGUUUAACCUUAAAAUACCACUUCUCCUUCUUCUUCUUCUUCUUUCGGCUUUUCCCGGUUAGGGGUCGCCACAGCGGAUCACCUGUCCGCUCAUGAUGGCAGUGGAGUUUUACGGUGUCGAGUUGCCAGCCCGGCGCCAACCUUCCACAGAAGGCACAACCUUAAAAUAUCACUAUUAGAAAAUAAUGCAAGCAGUGCCUUACUUGAGUAUUUUACAUUCCCACCAGUUUUUAAAUUCAAAACUGAUUUUAAGAUAACUUUGUUGGUAUGCAGUUUACAAAGGCUGAUUUGGGGAAGCCAGAGUAAAAGUACAGAAGUUAUCACUGCCUCACUGUGACUUUAUAGCCACAUAAAUGGCAUCUCGGGGACUAAAGCAGGAAUUGUAAGAACAGUCUUGAAAAGAAAAUAUUCCUCCAUAAAUUUAAAACGUAACUGUCUAAAAUAACAGAUUGCAUUCAGGUAUAAAGAGAAGACAUUAAAAUACUGCUGACUGAAGUUGUUGAGCAGUCUUGAAGAUUUUGUAUCACUUUGUACUGCAUAAAAGUAUGGAAAAAAAUGUAGACUGCAGAGGGAUCUUAACCAGGAAGAGAAAACAGUCUUGAAAAUACUUUUUCCUACAGCUUAAAAAAGAAUGACUUUUAAACAUAUCCUGUGUCCACAGCAAUGCACUUCCGUGUGUAGCUGUGAAAAUGGGAUUCCAUUAAUUAAACACAUUUCAGCAAGUUGAAAGUCAUGUGACUCAAUUAUUUUGCAGUUUGUCCUACCAUAAACUUUAAAAACCACAAUGAUAAAUAAACAAAAAUAUAUCCAUAGGAAAGCAAUCAAUUCAAACUACUUUAAACCAAUUCAAUUGUAAUCAAAAAUAUAAUUUACUAAAAGGAUUGUUUUUAAAAAGUGAUCCUUUAGAUGCAACAAACAUCACAAAUCACUAAACCUUUUUAAAAAUGUACCAAGGUAUGACAGUAAUCAGUGGUGGUGUAUUGGUUCUGUACUCCUUACCCAGUUGUGCUUAUGUGAGAUUGUGUUAUCACUGAAGUGGGAGGGCAGCCUGCCUUUCCUCACAAAUGAACAGCAAAGGAAUACUACGUUCCACUUUGCUGAUAACUUUGCAGGUCAAAAGCAGUAUUUCUUAUGCUUCUGUCACACAAACAGCAAAUGAAUAUUGCUGUUCACCUGCAUAAUUAUUAGAAAAGUGGAAGGAAGUAUUCCUUUGCUGUUAGUUUGAGAGGAAAUUCUUAGGGACGGUAUUGAGGUGUUGGAAGUCUGCCCGUGACCUGAGGCCUCAAAAGCAGAUAAUUCAUUGGAGAGUUUAGAGUAUCAAAGCUUAAUAUGGUGCCCCCUAGAUUGCCUCCGGUUAGGCCAAUCAGCCAAGCAGUUCUUCUGCUUGGCUCAUAACCCAAGCUUCAGUCAAAGAACUGUUCCAGCUGGCUCAAGAUUUCAAGUUUUUUUUUUUUUUUUUUUUUUUUUGACAUCCAUGCAGCCAGCACUGGAAAUCCCAGAGGUGUCAUGGGGGUUCCUUCUCCAAAGAGCAGGAUAGAACUUUUCUUUGUGAUAAACUGCUGACAACUAUGUUUAAUUAGCAUGCAUUUUUGUCAGAAUUUCCAGAAAUGUUAGCUUUAUGCAUUUCCUUCUCCUGUCACUCUUUGAGCAUUUAUAGUUUCAUGCAGAUUGUCAGGUUUCUAACCCAUAUAUCAUUUUGUAAUUGUUUUUCCUACUUUUGUAUAUAAAGUGAAUUAAAUGUCAUAUAGAGAACAUGCAUUUGAAUGUCUGUUCAGUUAUGUUUAACAGCAGUAUAUGUAAGUGUAUACGUACACAGCAAUUAAAAACAAAAACAUUGACCUUUA
This is a messenger RNA of Protopterus annectens (West African lungfish), 5201 nucleotides long. RefSeq names its product cytochrome b5. The record is from RefSeq and is a predicted model, not a curated record. The transcript has 5 exons. Gene Ontology annotation, cellular component: mitochondrial outer membrane; intracellular membrane-bounded organelle. Gene Ontology annotation, molecular function: heme binding. Lineage: Eukaryota; Metazoa; Chordata; Ceratodontiformes; Protopteridae. Bases 77 to 505 code for a protein of 142 amino acids.